Messenger RNA from Haliotis rubra (blacklip abalone), 1468 nucleotides. RefSeq lists its product as uncharacterized. Bases 263 to 1468 code for a protein of 401 amino acids. Gene Ontology annotation, molecular function: protein binding. The record is from RefSeq and is a predicted model, not a curated record. NCBI's taxonomy places the organism in Eukaryota, Metazoa, Mollusca, Gastropoda, Lepetellida, Haliotidae. The transcript is spliced from 14 exons. Gene Ontology annotation, cellular component: Cul4-RING E3 ubiquitin ligase complex.
GAAAACCUUGGAAAGGAGUGGCAAGGAGUUGUCUCCAGCUCAACUGGACCGAGUUGUAUCAGCAGAACAUAGCCAGAAUGCCUUGUUCCUUAAGAUUGCCAUUUCUGAGCUGUCUGUGUUUGGCUACUUCCGACAGCUGGACCAGAAGAUUGACUCCCUCAUCAAAUGUAAUGGGGUUGGUGAGCUGUUCAACAAAUAUCUGUCUCGUCUUGAAAGUGACUACAAUGUCAAAGACUAUGAGGGCAAUCUGGUUCAAAAGGUGAUGAUGGCGCUGAUGGUGUCACAUGAGGGCAUGUCCGAGAAUGAGUUGAUGGAGAUCCUUCACAUCCCCAACCAUAUCUGGUCCCCACUUUAUUUUGCCAUGGAAACCUACAUUGUGGACAGAUCUGGAGUGCUGGGUUUUGCAUUUGAAGAAUUGAAAGAUGCUGUGACCUCAAGAUACAUGAAGAGCCAGGAAGACAGGAUUACUGCAACAAAACCAAUCAUUGACUACUUUAAUGCCAAAAGAAAGAAUUUUCAUAACAUCACUGGCAUGAUUGACAAGGACAGAAGGCGAACAACAAAUGAGUUGCCAUGGUUACACAAAGACAUUGAGGACUGGGAGGGCCUGGCCAUGGCUUUGUCUGACUUGUGUAUAUUUAGUAGAUUGUACAGGGAGAGAGAGUAUGACCUUCUGGAGCUGUGGAAGGCUACAAAGAUGUCCUUCAACACUGUAACUUCCAUGUAUAUGGCCAGCAUGGACCGGUACAUUGUCGACAGAUAUCUGCUGAUACCCGACCAUGCGGAGGACGAGGAACCCCCAGGUCUUCUGUUGCUGGAAGUUUUAACAGAAUUAUCCAAUUUCCUCAACCUGGCAGCAUGUGUAAAGGGGAGAGAAAUUGUCAUCCGGCGCCAUCUCAACAUACUGGAGAAUGUUAAGGGGAAAAAAGGCAUGUCACAUGCUAAAAUCCUUGCAGAGACCACGGAAACACAGCUCUCCUUAGCCAAUCUCUUGGUGGACAUUGGCCGCUAUGAAGAAGGCGUAGAGCUACAUAGCAGUGUCAGGGAUUACUGUCAAAGAAUGCUGGAUGAAAGAAAUGACCAAGAGACUUAUGAAGUGCUUCAAGCGUCUUCUUUCAGUGGCAUUGGUAUGGCUUACUUGUUACAAGGGAUGACAGAAAAGGCCUUUGAAGCUUACAAUAAAUCUGAGGAAUUAUUCAGAAAGUGGAAAAGACAGAGCAGUGUCUUAACCUGCAAGCAAAACUUGGGACAAUUAACCAUGAAUCAAGGGAAGUAUGAGGAGGCCAUUCAAAUAUAUGAAGACUGCAUGAAGGGCCUGGAGAAGAUCCACUUUGGAAGCACUUACCAUGAAUUGGGUAAUUUGAUGACCAACAUCGCACUGUGUUACCGUCGUCUAAACAGACUGGAUGAUGCAGAGAAGAUGUAUUUCAAAUCUCUAUCUUGUGUUGUAGAUCUGUUUGUGUUGUAA